Diuraphis noxia (Russian wheat aphid) is the source of this 4757-nucleotide messenger RNA. RefSeq lists its product as uncharacterized. Gene Ontology annotation, molecular function: RNA binding. Lineage: Eukaryota; Metazoa; Arthropoda; Insecta; Hemiptera; Aphididae. The record is from RefSeq and is a predicted model, not a curated record.
GUGUUUAGCUGCCGUGUUUACCGACAAUCAUUAUUAUUUAUUAUUAUUAUUAUUAUUAUUACUAUUAUUCGAACGGCCAUAAUUUCCCUGUUCGCACACUGCACCGCAGCCAUCAUGGUCGUGUUGUUUUGGUACGCACUACGCGCAUUUUAGUUGCAGUGACGCCAGUCGCCAGUGAGCGCAUUACCAUUUACCAUUUGUUCAUGACGCGUACCUGCGAUAACAUUGUUGUCGUAAUCGAAACAGAAUAUUAUUAUUAUAAUGUCAUAUUAUUUAUAAUAUUAUAUUAUUAUAGUAAUAUAGUUUGUAAAAUGCCAUUGUAAGAGACACUCGCGUCGUUCUACGGCGUGUACGCGAAUUUGAUUUCAAUUUAUUUAAUUUGAUUUAAUUUUUUUUUUUGAUUUUAUACUAACUUAAUUAUUUUUAUCUCGACCGCAGAGGCGUUUCAUGUUUUUUUUCUCGUAUUUUUCUAUGCGCCGUUGCCGCGUCCGUUCCAACUCAGUGUUUAUUUAGUAAUUGUUGGUUUCUGAUUAUCAUUUCGUACCGAUUAAGAGUUGUUUUGGAAACUCGCAUGCAUUGAACAUAUCUCUUGCCGUUGUAUAUGCUGCAUGACGGUCAACAGAUACCCACUUCUACUACUAUUGCUGUACUACUUCUACUACUAAGAUUACAGCUACAAUACCACUACUACUACUACAACAACACUUCUGCAGUCUGUAAGAAAGCAAACAUUAAGAAAUCCUAGUUAAUUUUAUUUGGACGUACACACUUGCCAAAUUGGGCGUUUAGUCAUCGCCAUUUAUUGCUCAGGAUACAACGCUUGAUAAGACGACUUAGAUAAAAAAUUAUAUCAAUUAAGACAAAUAAGUAAUCAUCAUGAGUGUAAUAAUUAGAUUGCAAAAUUUGCCUUGGGCGGCCAACGCCGCGGAUAUCAGACAGUAUUUCCAAGGAUUGUCGAUACCCGAAGGUGGAGUUCAUAUCGUCGGCGGUGAAAAGGGCGAUGUUUUCAUCUCGUUCAGUACCGACGAAGACGCUAGACAGGCCAUGCUUUCGGACGGCGGGUGCAUCAAAGACGUGCAGAUCAGACUGCUGUUGAGCUCGCGUAACGAAAUGCAAAAGGUCAUCGAUGCCGCGCGACAACAAACCUUAUACAACGCCUACAUGCAGCAAAAUCUGAUGCAGCAGCCACAAAUCCCCAUAGUCGGGUCGUUGCCACCGUUGACUGCCAAGGUGUUACCACAGCCACAACAACAGGCGAGACAGGGUGCACAGAUGUUACACAGGCCGCCAACUUUAAUCGACAACAUGUCGGUUCUUAUGCCCCAAGACAAACAGCAACUGCAGAUGCAGCAACAGGUUUUGUCUCCGAAAUCGUUGCAGGAGAGCAGAGAUCGCGACGACAAGAGUCACAAACGUAGUGACCGGUCUCGAUCGAAAUCCCGGGACCGGCGUUCAAAGUCGUCUCGCAGUGGAGGCAGUAGACGGGACAGGUCGAGGUCUAGAGACCGGCGGCGGCGGGACAGGAGCCGAGGAAGGGACAGGUCCAGGGACAGGUAUCGCGGCGGAGAUGGCAGGAGCUCGUCGAGCCGGGGUAGUGGAGGCAAAUCGCAAAGGUCGCGGUCGCCGAUCGUCAACAGAGCGACAGACGGUGCGCUGCCGGCCGCACAACAAUCUCAAAUCAACCCGUGGAACUGUCAAUAUGACAACUUGCAGCAACAGCAGCCGGUGACAGAAAACCAUCAGCCUGCAGCCACGAUGAUGAACAAUAACGUAAUGCCCGGCGGGUUCGGGCAAUUCAGGACUCCUCCCCAGCCGCCCAUCAUCCCCGUCAUUCUUCCUCAGAAUUCCUCUUUCCGUCAUCAACAACAACAGCAACAACAGCAACAGCAACAACAACAGCAGCAGCAACAACAACAACAACCGCCGCCGCCGUUGAUGAAUAACGUAUGGACGCCGAGUGGCGGAAACCGUUCGAAUCAGCAACAACCGCCGUACGUUCCCGACAAUGAUUUUCGCGCAAGCGUAUACGGCGGCGGUGGUAGCGAUGACGAGGACGAUCGACAAACAGAGUUUGACAACAACAAUUUCCACGGAAAGUACAAUGAAAACUCCGCCCCGGGUAUGAGGAGAGGGCCGCCCGGACAGGAUUUCCGCGAGCAACGAGGGUUCGGGUCGAACCGGGGAGGUCCGAGAUUUCACAAACCGCAACAGAUCGUUCCGCCUGUCGUGGGUCAGCACAAUCGCGGCGGCGGCGGCGGCGGGGGAGGUCAGCGACCGUUCGACGAGUUCGGUAACGGCGGCGGGCACAGGUUCAACAAUCAGCAGCAGCCGCAACAACAGCCGCCUAGGUACGGCGGCCACAACGUGCCCGACGGAGGCGGCCGAGGCAGACCGUCCAGGUUCUCCUCGAUCAACGAAAACGGCAAACCGUCCAGAUUCAAUCAAGUAUCACCACUACAGCAGCCACACCGGCCGGACAAUGACGAAGGGCGGUCGGCCGAAUUCGACGAUUCCUGCAAAAGGAUGCCGCCCCGGUACAACGACCGGUACAGGUACGACGUACGGAACGCGCAGGUACCUCACGCCGAAGGACUGUGCGUGGAGGUCAACAACAUGUCCAACCCGUUCUCGUAUGGCGACAUCCGCAAACUGUUCGAAGGCAUACACAUCGACGGGUCGGCGAUCAAGAUCCAAAAGCACCGGCAGGGCGUGGCGUUCGUCCGGUUCGACAGCAACAACAACAAGAAUUUGGCGUUAAAGGUCAACGGCACCGCAUACAAGGGCAACCAUGUGGUGGUCAAACACUUGGACGACGAGGCGUACGAGCGGGACAACACGGACGAUCGGCCGUAUCCGAAUGCGACGGCGGCGCCCGUGCCGAACAUCGUUGAUCACGUGGACUUGGUGGACGACGAGGACGACGACGAAGGCGCGGCAAGGGACCACCAGUCGGACAAGAAGAAAUCCAACAAGCCUAAAACCGACGACGACGACGACGACGAAGGAAGCGACAACGACAACGAGCUGGUGGUGUGCGAGAAAAUCGCGAACAAGGACGGGGCGUCGGUCGAAGGCGGCAGCGACGAACAGCCGCGGAAGGAUCCGCCCACCAAAUAUCUGAAACUCAAACAGCUUCCGGUCACGGUUACCGAGGAGGACGUGAUGAACGAGUUCGACGGCGGCACCGACGUGCGCCGCGUGAUUUUCUACCCGGACGGCGAGUUCAUGGGCGCCGCGCUCGAGUUCACUAGCACUGAAGCGGCCGAAUCGGCGCUCAAGCGGUACGACUGCGUCUUGUUGGGCUCGACGCCGGUGCCCGUGUUGCGGUGCACCUACAAAGAGUAUUCACAGAUCAAGCGCAAAUCGGACGGCGACGACAGGCGGUUUUCGGGCGGCGACAACAGCAACAGCGGCGGCGGCGGCAGCCGUCAUCACCACCACAGCGGCGGCCACCACCACCACCACCACCACAGCGGUAGUGGCAAUCACCACCAACAUUCGCCGGUUCCGGUGGCGCCGCCGCCUCCAAACGUGUCUGGCGGGCCGCCCGUCACCCGCUCCAACUGUCUAUACGUGUACGGCCUGCCGACGAACGUCACCAACACGGACAUCACUCAGUUCUUCUCGGGCGCGGCACUGCCCGACAAGAUACACAUCAUGCUCAGCAAGUACGGCCGUCCGACCGGCGAGUCGUACUGCGAGUUCGGCAACGCGCAACAGGCCAACGCGGCGCUCGCCAAGAACCAGUGCUACAUGGGCCAGAACGUCGUGUGCAUCGAGCCCAUCAACCGGUCGCUCAUGAUCCAGGCCAUCACCAAGCCGAUGCAGCAGCUCUGCAACAACCAGGACAUGUCGUGGGGCGGUGCGCCGUCCAGGCACCAACGACCGCCGCAGUCUCAGCAGUACGGCGGCGGCCCGUACGGCGGUCGGCCGCAACAGCAACAGUUCAACAUGAACAACGGCGGCGGCCGCGGCGGCGGCGGUUACACGCCCAGGAUACGCGGUCCCGGACCCGGCCCGAACACCGGUCCCGACGGUUUCGGACAGCCAGGAUGCGUGGUGGCCCUGGACAACGUGCCGUACCGGGCCGACGUGCAGCAGAUCGUGGAUUUCUUCGAAGGAUUCGAACUGCACAGCCAGAACGUGAUCCGGCGGUUCAACGAUUUCGGCAAGCCGACCGGCGAGGCGCGCGUCAACCUCAGGAACCCGCAGGACGCCGCCCGGGCUGUCCGGGCGCUGCAGAACAAGCCGAUUUUCAACAGGCCUGUCCGACUGACGCUCCUGUAAAAACGUGUCGUCGUCGCAGUCGUCACUUUUGCCGCGUCCGGUCCUCCUCGUCCGCGCGUGACAAUAAUUUUACCUAUAUAUAAUAAUGAUGACCAUAAACAAUAUCUAUUGCAACAGUAGUUAAUGACGUAUUUUCCGGGUCAACCGAUUUCACCCAUUCUAUACACGUUGAUAGAUAUAUAUAUAUUUAUAUUUAUUUAUUUUUUUGAAUGAAAGUCAAAAAUAGGAAACAUAUAGUAUGUACUAUAAAAUGUUUGUAUCGAUUUUACUUUUGUUUCGUUUUGCUCUUUUUACACGGUCUUGACAUUAAAUUAUAACGGCUUCUUGUAUAAUGUUUAAUACACGAACUCGACGCAUGAUUUGUAUCUAAUUUAACAAUAUAUAAAUGACCUAUAAUAUGCGCUUGUUUGUUGUAUAAAUACACAAAAAAAUAAAUAUGUACCAAUAAUUAAAAUAUAUUUUUAUUCCAA